AUGGACGUAGACGACUCUGCGGUCGACCUCAGCGUCAGGUCAUUGCCACCUGAACUGAGUGAAUUGAGGGCUUUGACGGCUAGUGGACUUACCAUAACUCCUGCCCAACCACCACCUCAUGGCUCCAGCGGCAAACGAGUCCUUCGCCCUCGUUCAGAACAACGUAGCUAUGCAGAGAGCCCGGAUAUCGUUUUGUUGCCGGCUGCACCUCCGCACCGCAAGCCAUCUAUGGUCACCCCUACACCUUUUACAGAACAUAAAGAAAAGAAAAUAUAUAUUUUUCGCCCAGAUGUGAGCAGUAAAUUAAACUCCGGUAGUGUAAAUGUUUCUAUUACACCGAGUGCCCUCCCAGCGCCAGCGCCGGAGUCUCCUCGCGACCCCCGCGACGACGAGGACUCUGAAGAAGACGAGAAUGACCCACCAUUGCCUAUAGCGGGACACAGAGAAUUAUCAAGUGCGGAAAUAUGGGAGCGCGAACGGCGCUUACGUACAUUGCGCGAGAAGUUACGCGCUGAGGAGACACGGCUCGUGUUGUUGAGAAAGCUACGUCAAUCACAGCAGACAACCGGACUACCUCCAGCCAAGGACAGCGCGACAGGCACGGCCCUGGCAGGCAGUGGCUGCGUGGUGCCGCCCGGCGUCACCGUCACGCCCGCGCCGCCGCCCGCGCACCAGCAGAGCAAGCGCACGUCCAGCAACUCGUCCACGACGGCGUCCGUGUCCUCGAGCGCCGCGCGCCGCACGUCCAGCCUGCCCGGCGGCGCCACGCUCACGCCCGGCCCCUACCGCUCGCAGUCGUCUACUAGCGGUGGCGCAAGCAUAACACCUUCAGUAACAAUAACUCCUGCCCCACCUCCUACAACACAACAUGCGUCUUCUAAGGCAAGCUCUCGCAGCUCAGAGGACACACAAACUCCUGCCCAACGUCAGGCCGCCGCUAAGCUUGCACUACGCAAACAGCUCGAGAAGACCUUAUUACAGAUUCCACCUCCGAAACCUCCACCACCAGAAAUGAACUUCAUCCCGUCUCCGAGCAACACUGACUUCGUUUAUCUGGUGGGGCUCGAGCACGUCGUUGACUAUUUAACUAACGAGGACCGCAUGCCGCGCUCGUCGGUGCCGGCGACGUGCGCGCAGUGCGGCUGCGACUUCACGCCCGUGUGGCGCUGGGAGCGCGGCAGCAGCGCCAGCUCGGCCACGCGGCGCUACGACGCCACGUUCACGCCCGCGCCGCCGCCGCCCUCCGCGCGCCGCCUCUGCGAGCUCUGCGUCUCCGGGAACGUCAAGCGAGCGCUCAAGGCGGAGCACACGGCCCGGUUGAAGACCGCGUUCGUCCGCGCCCUGCAGCAGGAGCAGGAGAUAGAGCGGCGCCUGGCGGGCCCGGGCGCGUCCCCGCCCCCCGCGCCCGCGCCCGCCCCGCCUGCGCACGCGCCGCUCGCGCACUCCGCUCCGCCGCCCGCGCACUCGCACGCGCACCGCCCGCUACAGAUGUCGGUGUCGCGCAGUUCGUCCCGCAGCGCCGCGGCGGCGUCGCCCGCGCCCGCCAAGACGCCCGCGCCCCCGCCCACGCCCAGGCCAUUAACAUCAUCUGAUUCAUUGCGUAGUCAUCAUUCGGACCGUUCUAGAGAAACCAGUGAAGUGCCCGCCAAAAAAGGAAAAGGAUCAUCAUCUAGUAGCACCAGUCAAAACAGUAGCAGCAGUAAGCAACAUCAGCAGCUGGCCGCCGCCGCCGCAGCGCAGAUGGCCUUCGAGCAGCACAGCGCCGCCGCCAUGCAGGCGCUGCAGCACCAGCUGCUCCGGGGGCUGAGCGGCGCGGGCGGCUCGGGCGGCAUGUCGUCGGCGGCGGCGGCGGCGGCCAUGAUGCAGUUCUCGCCGCUCAUCUACACCUACCAGCUCGCCAUGGCGCAGGCCUCCGCUCUCGGUAAGCGUUCGGGCAAGGGCGGGUCGGGAGGAGCGGGCGGCGCGGCCGCUAUGGCCGAGAUGCAGCGCGUGGCCGAGGCGCAGCGCCAGUACCUGCUCGACAUGAUCCCCGGCCAGCACCCCAGGAACCCUUGGACCAAGAACUAG
Molecule: messenger RNA, 2067 nt
Organism: Arctia plantaginis
Lineage: Eukaryota; Metazoa; Arthropoda; Insecta; Lepidoptera; Erebidae
Source: the annotation of a GenBank genome assembly